This is a messenger RNA of Daldinia decipiens, 1437 nucleotides long. RefSeq lists its product as uncharacterized. The transcript is spliced from 5 exons. Lineage: Eukaryota; Fungi; Ascomycota; Sordariomycetes; Xylariales; Hypoxylaceae. The record is from RefSeq and is a predicted model, not a curated record. Bases 340 to 1095 code for a protein of 251 amino acids.
GUUAGUCAUCAUUACACUACACAUCUUUCAACUCCAAACUUCUUCUAUCGAUAAAGAAAUAUGUAGGCAUAAGAAGGCGCCUAACAUAGUUCAAGCAUGCAAAGUACUACCGAGAACCCUGUUGGCCAAAGUAAUGUGACUCGUGCAAAACUGGGCAAUUAUGGUCCAUGCUUUGCAAGUUUGCUAGCUUCAGGGGCUGUUGCUGAAGGUAGUAUCUGGUAGUCCAUCAUCAAUUUUGCUGUCUGUAAUCAGAGGUACUCUGAAAACAAACUUGCGCACCGACAAAGACUUAAUUAAGCCAGCACUGCCAUCUCAUAUAGAAGAAACAUACAAGACACCAUGGACAACGAGAAGACCUAUUACAGUCCCUGCGACCCGCCUGCUCCGCCAGACUUCUACUGUACUAUAGAUACUAGUUGUAUCGUCCUUGCGGCCAAUACGACAGUUCUAUGCUGCCCAAAGGAAGGCGGUGGGGAUUGUCAAGAAAUCAAUGUCAUCGCUUGCAACUUGGAUCAACAGGGCGCCUUUUCGAGUGUCCAGACCACAGUCAAAGAGGGAAAGCUACCGACGUGUGGCAUAGGCUGCUGUCCUUGGGGUUAUCACUGCGGACCCGAUGACCUUUGUUACAUGGACGAUGAUCAGAGCAAGCCACCACCAAUAUUGCAAAGCACGACCAACUUGAUAAUCGAUCAUCCAUCUACUGGCACUUCAUCCUCAUUGCAGUCCAUUCCGACGACUUUCGACACGUCAGUCAUUUCACAGAACCCUUCGUCACCUUCAUCGUAUGCCCCUCUAGUGACAUUCGCGUCUUCUUCCGGAGACCCAAGUAUCACCGUGAAUGCCGAUUCAGCUGGUUCAUCAGGCUCAACUCUGGGCACAGGCGAGAUAGUAGGGAUAAGCCUGGGGGGUUUCUUCAGUAUCGCACUGGUAGCUCUAGUCGUAUGCUUCAUGCGUCGUGCGCGAAAAUCUAAGGAGCAUUCAGGUGAAGAUGAGCAAAGCCAAGAUACAGUGACGCUAGAUAGCAAGGAUGUGGCAAAGUUACAUGAUCCCUACCGAGAGCUUCACGGUACUCCAGUCUUCGAGCUAUCUAGUUAGGUAAGGCACGGGCGAUGAUAAUGCUGAUGAUACAACCAAAUGAAUUUCCUACCUGGAUAACAUAGACCUCUGAUAUUCAAGCACACAACCUAGGUACUUUUUCAUAUGCUAGGCGAAACUGGUUGGCACUUAUGAUCGGCUUGAUAUUCACACCAGCCCUUGAAAUAUUCGCAGUGCAGGUCUCGUGAGAAAGGAGCUCUGAUGCCGUCUGCUAAUAUACCAACCAGGACAUACGGCAAGGGCAAAUAGAAUAAACCCCUGAAGCACUAUCAAUUAAAUACCUAUGGUAACCAGCAUAGCAACCACGUUGAUUCUAAAGCUGUAGGAUAUCUAAUUUCGAAC